UGUCAGCCGAGGAGCUAGCUAGCUGCUCACAACAUACGCUGCCAAACAUAGGCCUACUCACUGUAACUUUGGUAUUCUACACGAGCUGUAAAGAACCAGACCCUGGUUUGAUUGAGUAAGAUGGUCGUUUUGACAAAUAACAAUGAAGAACAACAGGAUUAUAUCCUGAUAGAGGAGCGUAAAUGCUCCUCCCUGCCCAACUCUCCAGCCAGGAGAGUUUCUCCCACCAAAAAGAAGCAGUUCUUUAUCAACCAAGCCAUCCGUAACUCUGACCUCACUCCCCGAGCCAAAGGCAAGAAGAGCCUGCGCCGACAGGAGAACACACGCUUUCUUGCUAAUCUUCUUGAGAGGGAUGAGUGCUCCAAAGAUGAUCUGGAAGUUUGCAGUAAUCCAGCGAUCCCAUCCAUCUUCACUGAAGCCUGCACCAAUGGAAACUACAUAGAGCCAUGGAAUGACUUCAUGAAUUGCUCCGGUGAGGAGCAGGAGAGGCUGCUGUCACUGCUGGAGCAGGAGGAGGCCAAGAAGAAAAACAAAGACGAUAGGAAUGUAAAUCCUGCCUUUAUUGCUCAGGACUGCUUCCAGAGAAUCGAUCGCAGGCUGCGAGCGACUCUCAAAAGGAAACAAAUCCCCAUGGGAAUUCUGGAAGUACUUGAGGAAAACCUUGUGAACUUCUUCAACACUCAACCUCACUCAGUUUACACAACCAACCUCGGCAGCAGCUUUGAGAGACUGCUGCUUCAUGCCGUCUGCCAGUAUAUGGACCUCGUCUCUGCAAGCACCGACUACAACGGGUCACGUCAGACCGAAGUGGUGAACAAACAAGAGGAGUUUCUGCCUCCUAGACUUCUGCUGUCCGUCUACUUGGAGAAGAUGAGCUGAAGUCAGGACCAAGACAUGUUUCCCCUUUCCUCGGCGCAGCUCUGCUGCAGGCAGGGGCUCUGAGAGGUGUAGAUAAGGCUGUGUAAGUUGUCUGUGUAAUGUCUGCCAAGCUCCGAAAACAGAGCUGCUUACUUUUUCUCUGUUUGGUCUCUAGGAAAUUCUCCAUUAAUUGUAUCUAUAAACCCGUCAGAGUUCAUUGAUUCACAUGGCAAAUGUUACGUGUUAAACAUUAGCAUGUAAGAAUGCUAACUGUGGGCAUGUGCGGUUAGCAUUUAGUGUAAAUUAGUUGACAAAUUACAACUUGCCUUGAGAAUAACUGUUUUGACCAGGCCAACUUUCACCUCAAUGCCCCACUGGUAAAGAUAAGAAUCUAACAAUAGCAAAUGUUUUUUUAAUCCAUCCAACAGUUUUGUUUUCUGGUGUAUAAUAAGUUAAGUACAGCAUCAUCGAGCUGCUUGGCUCUAAUGAACUACUGUUUCCAUACUGCACUGGGAAUUAAAGGAAGUCCCUUUCCCAAGUUUUAAAUAAACUCAUUAAUAUAUUAA
Perca fluviatilis (European perch) is the source of this 1424-nucleotide messenger RNA. It is a transcript of the gene r3hdm4, whose product is annotated as R3H domain containing 4. The transcript is spliced from 8 exons. Gene Ontology annotation, molecular function: nucleic acid binding. The record is from RefSeq and is a predicted model, not a curated record. Bases 121 to 879 code for a protein of 252 amino acids. NCBI's taxonomy places the organism in Eukaryota, Metazoa, Chordata, Actinopteri, Perciformes, Percidae.